Messenger RNA from Amphimedon queenslandica, 597 nucleotides. RefSeq lists its product as uncharacterized. NCBI's taxonomy places the organism in Eukaryota, Metazoa, Porifera, Demospongiae, Haplosclerida, Niphatidae. Bases 1 to 597 code for a protein of 198 amino acids. The record is from RefSeq and is a predicted model, not a curated record. The transcript has a single exon.
AUGUCUGGAGCCAAGUCUGGGUGCAAAACCAUCAUUCAGAAGGAAGCCCCAUUGGCUAUGUAUUUUCAUUGUGCUGCUCAUCGAUUGAACUUAGCGUUAGUAUCAUCUUGCUCCAUCUUAGCUUUUAAAAGUGCUGAAUCAUGCAUUGGAGAAAUUGCCAGAUUCUUUAGCUAUUCGGCAAAGAGGCAGAGGCUACUGGAUAAAGCUGUUGAGGUGAAGAGUAGUUCAGAGUCUAGAGCUAAUAAGCUGAUAGAUUCUUGCAUAACACGUUGGGUGGAGCGUAUAGAGUCCUACACAAUAUUCAUGGAGCUUCUUCAUGAAGCUAUACAUUCAUCACUUGAUGCCAUGGCUCACCCCAGGCUACACACUGACCUAGGAACUGAUUGGGGCUGGGAUGGGGAGACAGUUACCAGAGCAAAUGGAUUCCUUUUCCAGCUUCAGUCACCUUCUUUCUUAGUUUCAUUUCAUAUUCUUCAAGUCAUGACUCUUCUUAAAGAUUUGACAGAAAAACUCCAGAUGCAGGCAAUAGAUGUCAUCUAUGCAUACAAUGCUAUCACCUCUGUUGUCUCUACUUUUAAGUCACUACGCCAACAGUGA